UAAGGAAAUAGAUGCAAUAUGUGUAAUGACUCAGCCUCUCUCAGUCUCUAUUCAAUCCCAAGUUAAUGGUAUCUAGUUUGCAUAUUGUAAGAACAACAAAUUUUCAGUCCUCAAGUCUUAAUGGCAUGGUUCAAUAGACUUUUGACCUCCAAGGAAUAUUGCUUACUUCAACCACCUCUUUUUAUAGAGGGACAUAGUUCAGUUUUGAACAGCUGACUUUGUGCUUUAAGUGGCAGCACUGAUUUCAUUUACUGAGAUGUUGGAUGGCUGCUUCAGGUGUCUUCAGAGGGGACUUCCAGUUAGAAAUGAAACUACUGUGAAUCAAAGAAGACAUGGAGGUUCAGAAAAUACACAUCUUUCUGUUUCAUUUGUAUGCUGUAGUUUCAGGUCUUGAAGAGGUAACAGGGCGAUUUUUCGAAGAUUGUAUCCUUCCUUGCUCUUUUGCACGUGCUGAAGGUGAAGUUAUUUACUGGAAGAAAGGGAACAAAAAUGUGCACAGCUACUACUACAGGAAGGAUCAGCUAGAACGUCAAGACUCUGAAUACAAGGGGAGAACAUCCCUUUUUCAUGAGCAAAUUCCCAAUGGAAAUGCCUCCUUAAAACUGAGUAAACUGAGCCUGAGUGAUGACGGCUUCUACAGCUGCUAUGUGGGGACAAUUCAAGAUAAAACAGAUGUGAAAGUCAGGCUGCACGUAACAGUUUCCCCAUCUUAUGCAAUGGAAUAUGAAAAACGAGACACAGAGAGACUGUUGAAAUGUCUUGCCUUUCGUAUUCGUACCGAGCCAAACAUAACAUGGGCAAAUGAUGGUACAUCUGUGCAAAACACAAAAAUGGAAGUAACCCAAGAUGGCUCUCUCUAUUCAGUUAGAAGUGAGCAGAACGUUACAAACAAAGUUUCUUCUUACCAGUGUCAUGUUCAAUUUCACAACCAAAAUUGGGCUGCUGAAUGGAAAAUGGAAGAUCCGAUUUUUAAAAAGGAAGGAGAUACCGUUUCAAUUCCAUGUGAAUUUAUGGCUCAAGGGUCUCCAUAUACUAAAGACUUCAUAGUUACUUGGACAAUAAUCAGAAAUGCAUCUACCUUGGUUCUGGCAUCCUCCGCUAACUUAUCACAACCCCCUGAACAGUUUAAAACUCGAUUCUCUUGGGAGAAAAUCAAUAAACAGGACUACUCAGUAGUCAUAAGGGAUCUUACUCUGGCAGACAGUGGAGAAUACAUGUGCAAUAUUUCAACACCAGACUAUACACAACUCACUGUAAGAAUUUUGCAAGUUGAAAUGCAAAAUGUGUCACGGGAAGGGAUUUCCAUUUCCCAGCCAUCUGUACUAUCAGAAAAAUCCUCACAUGACUACUGGAUAGCUAUAGUGUUGCUGAUUCUCAUCAUCAUUGCCUUUGUUGUAUACUGUGCUGUGAAGUGGAGAAGACAAGCGUGGAGAAGACGGGUGCAGAACAGAUAAGAGAGCAAAGAUUAAAUGGCUGCAUAUGGACAGUAUACAAUGUAAUGAAGAAGGAGAAGAUUUCAUAACAUACGCUCAGAGACUUGAGCAGUAUUUUUAUGCACAUGCUAUUUCCUAACAUUAUUUGUGUAAAACCACUUUUGUGGUGCUUAAAAGUUUUCCUCAAGAACCUGAUGAACUGGAAUAUAAGGACAUAAAAGAGAUUCUAAAGAAGCAUUUUGUGCCUCUUAAUGUUUUUAACAAAAGUAUAUAAGUUUCACCUCAGAAACCAGAUAGAAGGGGAAAGUAUCUCUGAAUUUUUGGCAACCCUGAAAAAACUGUCCACUACUCUUUGUUUUGUUAAUAUUCUGAAGGAGCUGUCAGAUCAAUCUGAAUUAAGAGAGGUUGUUGGAUGUUGUGUGUCACAAGGAACUGCCACUAGAUGAAGAUUGCUCUAUUUGAAUCCACACAAAAAAGCGCACCAAAAUUUGAAAAUAAAUUGGCCUCAUCGUGCCAGGCUGGAAAAAUGGCCUCAGCAGUGGAUUGAAGAAACACCACCACUGGUUUGACCUCUCAUAGGAUCCAAACAGAACAGAGGGAACCCUAUUUCUGCUGUUUAGAGACACCACACCUGCAGGAGCAGCAUUUCCUUAAUAAGCUGCAGAGCAAGAAGGGACAUGCCAGUGAGCAUGCCACAGUGCACCAGACCCAAAAGGAAGUCACCAGUGUCUACAUGUAGGAGCCACCAUCCUAGUUAGGUUCCUGUCAGCUUCGAGUGAAAGGAUGCGUGAGCUAUACCAUUUCACAGAACUGUAUGUGGUGGGAAAGGACAGACAUAUUAUCCCCUAUAUUAUGUUAAUGUAAAGGUAAAUGACGUGAUAUUGACAAUGGAAGUAGAUACAGGAGUGGCCAUGUCUGUGAUCUCUGGAGGUGGGAGGGUGGUUAGCAAAAAAAAAUUCCUGGGUUAAGAGCAAGAGAAACUAAUGUGCUUUGAUAGCUUUACAAUUAGGGACAGAACGGAGUGUUAGGCAGCCUCCCUGUUACUGUAACUUAGAGAGAUAUCUGUUCACCAUUAGAGUUAAUAGUGAGCGAAGGAAAUGCCCUCCCCCAUUGAUGAACAUAAACUGGCUAUACAGAUUUAAAUUGGAUUGGAGUGUGGUGCACCACAUGCCAGAAAGAGUGAGGGAACUGAAAAAUGCAAAGCUGUGGGCUCAGAAAGAGGCAUAACAGUGAGGCUGGUUGUGACAAGGCCUACGUUCCUGAAGGUUAGACAUGUGCCAUAUGCUCUGUGGAGGAGCCGGUGGAGAAACAAACAGUGAAAAGCCCCCAACAUAAACUUCUCAGUUUUUUCUGCCUAGGGCAAUGAUGGUACAAAAUUACAGGGGAGGGAUGAAGUGGGGGGAAAAGCAUGGUAAAGAAGAUAUUGGACCUAAUGGCACAUUUUCUAGAGAUAAUGAAGAGGUACAUUGACUAACUGUUACCAGAUAAAAACUCAGUAUGAUUACAGAAUGUGGCCCCUGAAGCAAGAAGAGAUUGUUUGGGUUUUUGUUGGCUGGAGGAGGAGGAAUUGGUGCUGGAAGAUGGUGGCCAAGAGAGGAAAAGUGCUCCUGCUGGCAUGAGGACAAAGUUUGGAUGGUCCUUUCUUUCCCUGACAGGUACCACUGGCCACAGCCUGCAGCAAAAUGGCAGAUCCUGCUGUAAGGUUAAACUUGUAAUUUGGUUUUUAUGGUUGUGUUUAUUAAUUAAGGAAUUUACAGGGGAGGACUGUGGUGUUUUGAGGAAUGUGUUGGAAUUGCAAACUAUAGCUUUAAGAGCAGGGUGAGGGUGACUCUCUUGUCCUGCCUUACAGUAUAAGGGGGCUCUGUAGCAAAGUAUGAGAGUGGCUUGCAGUCGCUCUGAAAAGAGCUAGCUUAAAGCAAGGUGGGGAGAGGUGGGCCUCCCUGCUUUAGGGAGCAGCCUGUUUUUCUUCCUCUCAGUGUUUGGGUUUUUGUGUUGUCGUUCAGGGUUCUACAAAACACUUAUGUUGCAGUCUUUCAGCAACAGUAUCUAUGUGUUUUAGCUACUUCUCUGUGUGUACACUGGGCACAUAACAGAAAUCAGGCUUGGAUUUCUGAGCAAGAAAACUGUCUGCUGCUGUUUGCUCCUACUAUAUUCAGGGAAACAGGAUGUUGGGCCACACUACUUAGAAUUCAGAAUGAUAGCACAUAAACUGCAAACCAACACUAGUAUCAAUAGCAGUGUGGCUGUGGAAGCACAGCUGGGCCUAGUAGAAACACUCCUGAAAUUGAAGGGUACAUACUAGGUACUGCUCAGCUGUGCUGCUGUCCAAUCUACCCCAGCUACACUAGCUCUCUUUAAGCUACUGCAAGGAUGUAUAUGUGAGCAGGGGAAUCACCCCUAACUUGUAGUGUAGAUGUAGGCCAGAGAAAGAGAAAACAGGCUGCUUGCCGAGGGCAGGUCUACACUUAAAACGUUGCAGCUGCACCGCUGUAAUGCUUUAGUGAAGAGAGUUCUUUAGUUAAUCCACCUCCCCGAGAGGCAUUAGCUAUGUUGGUGGGAGAAGCCCUCUCACUGACAUAAUGCUGUCUACAAUGGCACUGUGUCGCUAACGUAGUUCUACCAAAGAUUGUAAUUCUGCACAAAUCCAGAGCUAGGAGAGGCUGGAAAUCAUGACUUUUGCACGUUUGAUAAGGUACACUUUCCAGUGUCGGAGGCUAGGCUUGUUUCAGUUUAUUUAAUUUCUUGGGAAUCUACCAGUAGUAAGAACUCAUUUGUACAUAAUACUGCUAGUAAUAUCUUGUCAUGAAAAAGUCAGAGGUUCCGUGCCUGGCACGUAUUUAAUAGUGUAACAUCAAAACCAGAUUUAACCCAACAUAGCACUUUCCUGAAAGGCUUUUGAACCCUGUUAAUAUUUAAAUGAAAACGUACUCUGAGGAUUGCCCCAUAUGCAUCAGCACAGACAGAGGAAAGUUUUCUGACAUGCAGGGCUGCCAGAGUGAAUAUGGGAAGCCAAAGUAAAUUAUAACCUGGUAGAGGAAAACAUUAAUGGAAACCUAGAAUUGGGUUUAAAGUCAAAA
Messenger RNA from Dermochelys coriacea (leatherback sea turtle), 4510 nucleotides. RefSeq names its product HERV-H LTR-associating 2 (gene HHLA2). Gene Ontology annotation, cellular component: external side of plasma membrane. NCBI's taxonomy places the organism in Eukaryota, Metazoa, Chordata, Testudines, Dermochelyidae. Gene Ontology annotation, biological process: cellular response to lipopolysaccharide; negative regulation of T cell proliferation; positive regulation of T cell proliferation. Bases 333 to 1454 code for a protein of 373 amino acids. The record is from RefSeq and is a predicted model, not a curated record. The transcript is spliced from 9 exons.